UAGUGGUAGAAGGUGAAGUAGAAAAGAUCUUCUCAAGUCUCAAGUCUGUCAGUGGAAGUCUGAAACCCAUCCUUUUUUCUCCUUGGUUUUCCUUUCCCCAUCCACACUGUAGGGUUUUAAUCUUAACCUAAUCUAAUCUGCCCUAAAAUUACCCCCAAUCCUCCAACAAAACCUCAGCUACUCACUGCUAUUUCUUCAAGAACAACUUCAAAUUAUUCAGAUUUCACUUACUACUCUUUGAUUUCUGUUUACAAUUUUACUUUUAGGGUUUGGUGGGGGAGGGGAAUUUGGUGUUUUUCUGUUUUUUUUUUUCUCUUUAUUGGAUUCCGAAAUCCAUAAGUCGGAAACCCUAGUUUUCCUUUUGGAGUUGGAGCUUGAGCUGGAGCUGGAGCUGGAGUUGUAGGAGUAUGAAGACAGAAAGGAGUAGGUAACUAAGGGGAGUUUGGUGGAGAGCUGAGUAGAGGCCAUGGAAGGCUCUAAUUCGGAGCAUGACAUUGUUUUAGCUUGUGUAGUAUCGGGUACCCUUUUUGCCUUUCUCGGUUCUUCAUCGUUCUCCAUUUUAUGGGCCGUCAAUUGGCGCCCUUGGCGUCUUUACAGUUGGAUCUUUGCCAGAAAAUGGCCAGUUAUCUUCCAGGGAUCUCGACUUGGUGUUAUAUGUGCUGCUCUCACCGUCUUUUUUUGGUUCAUUGUUGUAUCUCCUCUAGUAGUACUUGUUGUUUGGGGCGUCUGGUUACUUACUAUUUUGGAGAGACAUAUUAUUGGCCUUGCAGUAAUAAUGGCAGGAACUGCUUUGCUUUUGGCAUUUUAUGCUAUAAUGCUUUGGUGGCGAACUCGGUGGCAAAGCUCAAGGGCUGUCGCUUUUCUGCUUCUCUUUGCAGUUGCAUUACUUUGUGCCUAUGAACUCUGUGCUGUGUAUGUCACAGCAGGUUCUAGUGCAUCGGAACGUUAUGCACCGUCUGGAUUCUUUUUUGGUGUAUCCGCAAUUGCUUUAGCAAUCAAUAUGCUCUUUAUUUGCCGAAUGCUAUUUAAUGGUAAUGGUCUAAAUGUGGAUGAAUAUGUGAGGAAGGCAUAUAAACAUGCUUACUCUGACUGUGUUGAGGUGGGCCCAGUCGCUUGCUUGCCAGAACCACCAGAUCCAAAUGAAUUAUAUCCUCGCCAAUCCAGUAGGGUUUCACAUUUGGGGACCCUUUAUCUUGGGUCACUCUUGGUGCUUCUUGUGUACUCAAUCUUGUAUGGCUUGACAGCAAAGGAGGCACGAUGGUUGGGAGCUAUUACAGCAGCUGCUGUAGUUAUCCUUGAUUGGAAUAUGGGAGCAUGCUUGUUUGGCUUUCAGCUACUGAAAAGUCCUAUUGCGGCAUUGUUUAUUGCUGGGUCAUCUCGUGUAUUUCUUAUUUGCUUUGGCGUACAUUACUGGUAUUUGGGACAUUGUAUAAGUUAUUUGGUCAUGGCAACUGUACUUUUAGGAGCUGCUGUUUGUCGUCGUCUUAUGGUAACAAAUCCAUCUGCUGAAAGAAGAGAUGCUUUACAGAGCACAGUCAUUCGCCUUAGAGAGGGAUUUCGUCGAAAGGAGCUUAAUACUUCAUCGAGUUCUUCUGAAGGAUGUGGUUCAAGUAUGAAGCACAGUAGCAGUGCCGAAGCUGAUCACCUAGGACACGGGGUUGAAGCUAUUGGUAGAAAUUGUGGGCAUUGCACUAAUGACGCUGUUGGCUGGAACAACACUAUUUUGCACCGAACCACAAGUUCUCAUGAAGGCAUAAACAGUGAAAGGAGCCUAGACAGUGGAAGGCCUAGUUUAGUUUUACGUAGUAGUUCAUGUCGCUCUGUUGUUCAAGAUCCUGAUGUUGGUCCCUCCUUUGUUGAGAAGAGCUUUGAACAUAACUCUUUGGUGGGCUACUCUGGUGGUCUUGAAAGUCAAGGCUAUGAUUCAAGCACAUCGAUAUCAGUGAAUGGUCUUCCAGAUCUUAAUUUAGCUCUUGUGUAUCAGGAAAAACUUAAUGAUCCUAGAUUUGCAGCCAUGCUUAAGAAGAGGUCAAAACAAGGUGAUCGUGAACUGACCAAUUUGUUGCAAAAUAAAGGAUUGGAUCCAAAUUUUGCGAUGAUGUUGAAGGAGAAAGGUUUGGAUCCAACAAUACUGGCAUUGCUGCAAAGAAGUAGUUUAGAUGCUGAUCGAGAUCACUGCGACAACACCGAUAUUACCAUCAUUGACUCCAAUAGUAUUGACAAUGCUUUACCGAACCAAAUUUCAUUGUCUGAAGAGCUGAGGCUUCACGGUUUAGAAAAGUGGCUGCAACUUUCAAGAUUGUUAUGGCACUAUGCUGCUGGUACUCCCGAAAGAGCAUUGUUUCUAUUUAGUUUCGUCUUUAUCGUAGAAACAGUGGCUGUUGCCUUUGUUCGUCCGAAAGUGAUUAAAAUUGUGAACACUACCCAUCAGCAGUUUGAGUUUGGAAUCUGUGUGCUGCUUCUGGCACCUGUUAUUUGCUUGAUUAUGGCUUACCUGCGGUCUCUGCAAGCUGAAGAUAUGGCCAUGUCAUCUAAACCCCGAAAGUAUGGUUUCUUCGCAUGGCUGCUGAGCACUUGUGUUGGACUACUGCUUUCAUUUUUGAGCAAAUCAUCUCUGCUUCUUGGGUUGUCUUUGACGGUCCCCCUCAUGGUGGCUUGCCUAUUUAUAGCUGUUCCUUUAUGGAUUCGCAAUGGCUACAAUUUCUGGGUUGUGCAAGACUUUUCAGCUAAUCGAUCUGCAAAUCAUCAAGCCCUUGGAAGGAUGGAGGGCAUUGCUUUUCUCACCUGUGUUGCAGUUUUUGUUGGAUCUGUUAUUUCUCUUGGUGUUAUCGUGUCUUUCAAGCCAUUAGAUGAGUUGUCUUAUAAGUUAUUGAAUGGCGAUGGAAAAAUCUAUGUAUGUCCUUAUGCUUCACCUGUUUAUCUUGGCUGGGCGAUAGCUUCUGCAAUUGCUCUGCUAGUCACGGGUGUGCUGCCGGUGGUAUCUUGGUUUGCAACUUAUCGGUUCUCUAUCUUCUCUGCAGUAUGUUUGGUUUUGUUUGCUGUUGUCCUUGUCGCUUUUUGUGGUGUGUCAUAUGUGGAGAUAACAAAUUCUAGGAUUGAUCGUAUUCCAACAAAUGGCGAUUUUCUUGCUGCUUUGCUUCCCUUGUUGUGCGUCCCAGCAUUUUUAUCCUUGUGUACAGGCCUGCACAAAUGGAAAGAUGAUGAAUGGAGACUAUCUCGCAGUGUCUAUAUUUUUAUCUCCAUUGGUCUUCUUCUGUUGUUAUGUGCUAUAUCAGCUGUUAUAAUUAUUGUGAAACCAUGGACUGUUGGUGUGGCCUUUCUAUUGGUUCUUCUAUUGAUAGUGCUGGCCAUUGGUUCCAUCCAUCUCUGGGCAUCCAAUAAUUUCUACUUGAACCGGGCACAAAUGUUCUUUGUUUGUUUUCUAGCAUUUCUUUUAGCUGUGGCAGCAUUUUUAGUAGGAUGGCGUGAAGCAAAACCCUUUGUUGGAGCAUCUGUUGGCUAUUUUUCUCUUUUGUUCCUUCUUGCGGGUAGAGCAUUGACUGUUCUUCUUUCACCUCCAAUUGUUGUAUAUUCACCAAGGGUGCUUCCUGUAUAUGUGUAUGAUGCUCAUGCAGACUGUGGAAAAAAUGUCAGUGUUGCUUUUCUGAUGCUGUAUGGCAUUGCUUUAGCAACGGAGGGAUGGGGCGUCGUUGCUAGUUUGAAUAUUUAUCCACCAUUCGCCGGUGCUGCUGUCUCAGCAGUGACACUUGUUGUUUCCUUUGGAUUUGCUGUUUCACGCCCCUGUUUAACUCUUGAGAUGAUGGAGGAUGCUGUUCAUUUUCUUGGCAAGGACACUAUUGUUCAGGCAAUCGUACGAUCGGCUACAAAGACCAGAAAUGCGAUUUCAGGGACUUACUCUGCUCCACAAAGGUCUGCUAGCUCAGCUGCUCUCUUAGUUGGUGAUCCUACUGUUAUGCGUGAUAGGGCUGGGAACUUUGUGCUCCCAAGGGCCGAUGUCAUGAAGUUGAGAGAUCGUUUGAGAAAUGAGGAAUUGGCUGUGGGUUCUUUUUUAGGCAGAUUCAAAAGUUGUCUAAGUUUCCAGUGUGAAUCUACUGGUGAUUUGGGACAGAGAGAGUUGUGUGCUCAUGCUCGCAUUUUAGCUUUGGAGGAGGCAAUUGAUACUGAAUGGGUGUGUAUGUGGGAUAAGUUUGGUGGCUAUCUUCUCCUUCUACUUGGACUGACCGCAAAGGCAGAGCGGGUUCAGGAUGAGGUUCGCCUGCGACUCUUCCUUGAUAGUAUUGGAUGCUCAGAUUUGAGUGCCAAAAAAAUAAAGAAAUGGAUGCCUGAGGAUCGACGCCAGUUUGAGCUUAUUCAAGAGAGCUAUCUGAGAGAAAAAGAAAUGGAAGAAGAAAUCUUUUUGCAACGACGUGAAGAAGAGGGGCGUGGCAAAGAGAGGAGGAAGGCCCUUUUGGAGAAGGAGGAGCGCAAAUGGAAGGAGAUAGAGGCUUCUCUUCUGUCAUCUAUCCCUGAUGCUGGAAGCCGAGAUGCUGCUGCAUUGGCUGCUGCUGUGCGAGCUGUUGGUGGUGACUCUGUUCUUGAUAAUUCCUUUGCACGAGAUAGGGUUUCAAAUAUCGCAUAUCGCAUUCGGGCUGCUCAGUUAGCUCGCAGGGCCGUCCAGACUGGAGUCCCUGGAGCAGUUUGUGUUCUUGAUGAUGAACCUAGAGCAAGUGGAAGACACUGUGGACAGGUGGAUCCAAGUGUGUGCCAAAGUCAGAAGGUCACCUUUUCAGUUGUGGUGAUGAUACAGCCAGAUUCUGGGCCAGUCUGCCUUUUAGGUACCGAAUUUCAGAAGAAGCUCUGCUGGGAAUUCCUGGUGGCUGGAUCUGAACAAGGUAUCGAAGCAGGUCAAGUUGGACUUAAAUAUAUUGCAAAAAAUGACAGGCAAACAGCUGUCGCUAAAGAAUGGAGCAUCAGUGGGACAUGUAUUGCAGAUGGAAGGUGGCAUAUGAUAACUAUGACAAUUGAUGCUGACAUUGGUGAAGUAACAUGCUUUGUUGAUGGUGGUUUUGAUGGGUAUCUGAAUGAGUUACCGCUCCAAGUACUGAAUGGUAUUUGGCAGCAAGGAACAGAAGUUUGGAUUGGUGUUAAACCACCUACGGACAUGGACACAUUUGGUAGAUCUGAUAGUGAAGGAGUUGAAUCCAAAAUGCAUGUAAUGGAUGUUUUUCUCUGGGGAAGGUGCUUGAGUGAAGAUGAGGUUGCUUCUCUUCAUGCAAAUGUGGGUUUACCUGACUACAAUAUGGUUGAUCAUCUUGAUGAUAAUUGGCAUUGGGCAGAUUCUCCUUCCAGGGUUGAUGAGUGGGAUAGUGAUCCUGCAGAUGUUGAUCUCUAUGACAGGGAUGAUGUAGAGUUUGAUGGACAAUAUUCUAGUGGGAGAAAAAGGAGAUCUGGACGUGAGAGUGUGAUGCUUGAUGUGGAUUCUUUUUCUAGAAAAUUUAGGAGACCGAAGAUGGAAACUGAGGAGGAGCUUAAUCGGCGGAUGUUAUCUGUGGAAAUGGCUGUUAAAGAGGCUAUUGCUUCCAGAGGAGAAAAACAUUUUACUGAUGAAGAAUUCCCCCCUAACAACCAAUCAUUGUUUGUGGACGCAGAUAACCCCCCUGUGAAGCUGCAGGUUGUUUCUGAAUGGAUGAGGCCGAAGGAAAUUGUGAAGGAAAGUCGAGUAGAUUCUCCUCCAUGCUUAUUUUCUGGUCUGGCCAAUCCUUCUGAUGUUUGCCAGGGGCACUUGGGUGAUUGUUGGUUUUUAAGUGCUGUUGCUGUUCUAGCUGAGGUCUCUCGGAUAUCGGAAGUGAUCAUCACUCCAGAAUAUAAUGAGGAAGGAAUAUACACUGUUCGUUUUUGUAUUCAGGGUGAAUGGGUUCCUGUUGUUGUUGAUGAUUGGAUUCCUUGUGAAGCACCUGGAAAGCCAGCAUUUGCUACAAGUCGUAAGGGAAAUGAAUUGUGGGUAUCCAUAUUGGAGAAGGCCUAUGCCAAGCUGCAUGGUUCCUAUGAGGCAUUAGAAGGUGGACUUGUGCAGGAUGCUUUGGUAGACCUCACUGGGGGGGCUGGUGAAGAGAUUGACAUGAGAAGUGCACAAGCACAGAUUGAUCUUGCAAGUGGGAGAUUGUGGUCUCAAUUACUGCGCUUUAAACAGGAAGGUUUUUUACUAGGCGCUGGCAGUCCAUCUGGUACCGAUGUACAUGUUUCUUCUAGUGGCAUCGUGCAGGGUCAUGCUUACUCAAUAUUGCAGGUUAGAGAGGUAGAUAGUCAUAAACUUGUUCAGAUCCGCAAUCCAUGGGCAAAUGAGGUUGAAUGGAGUGGACCAUGGUCAGAUUCGUCGCCUGAGUGGACAGAUAGAAUGAAGCAUAAGCUCAAGCAUGUUCCGCAGUCAAAAGAAGGUAUAUUCUGGAUGUCUUGGCAAGAGUUUCAGAUCCAUUUUCGGUCUAUAUAUGUAUGCCGUGUGUACCCACCAGAGAUGCGGUAUUCCGUCCAUGGUCAAUGGCGGGGGUAUAGUGCAGGUGGUUGUCAAGAUUAUGAUACUUGGAAUCAAAAUCCUCAGUUUCGCUUAAGAGCAGCUGGAACAGAUGCAUCAGUUCCAAUACACGUCUUUAUUACCCUAACUCAGGGUGUAAGUUUCUCUCGUACUGCUGCUGGUUUCAGAAAUUAUCAAUCUAGUCAUAAUUCAACAAUGUUCUAUAUUGGAAUGAGAAUACUCAAAACUCGUGGCCGACGAGCUGCUUAUAAUAUUUACUUGCAUGAAUCCGUUGGUGGGACUGAUUACGUUAAUUCCCGUGAGAUAUCCUGCGAAAUGGUAUUGGAUCCAGAUCCUAGAGGCUAUACUAUCGUACCUACAACCAUUGCGCCCGGAGAAGAAGCACCAUUUGUUCUCUCUGUUUUUACAAAAGCAUCAAUAACACUGGAACCCUUAUGAUACAAUGUCUUGUCGGAUGGUUUUAUACUGGCAUGUUAACAUGCAUUUUUGGCUGCCUCCGAGUACCCAACUGAAUUGUGACGAAGCCUGAAGGUGUCUCUGGCUCGUGCAGGCUGUUCAAUUAAAUUGCGGAGCAGUGUGGAGAAACAAGUUUCAAGGAUCAGCUGUUGGCCAUAGCAUCAUCAUGAAAAUCGAUUUUUACCAGCUAGCUGUCUGAAGUGGAUGAGGUAAACGAUCAGCGACUCCAGUAUGUGGCUUCCUCAUGUUGACAAGAAAGCUAGCACAUGGCGCAUUCUCGGAGGAUUGUUAUGUACAUGAGUUCUUGUAAAUGAAGCGAGGUUAAAGGGUAAAUAGAUAGGCAAGAGAAAUUGUAAGUAGAUGUAGUUUGUUAAAAGUAUCAUGAAAUCGUUGUUCGCUUUACAGCUUUAGAAAGCUCCUAGACCUGCUGGCUGCUCAAAUCAUUGUUUAUAUAGUCCAUAGUCAGCUGUAGAUGCCUUUAUUCAUUGUCCAUAGCCAAUUUUGUACAAAUUUCAUCUUCUUAUCCUUAAUAUAAAUGAAAUUUGAUGUGUAUUACUUUUGUAAA
Molecule: messenger RNA, 7529 nt
Organism: Amaranthus tricolor (Joseph's coat)
Lineage: Eukaryota; Viridiplantae; Streptophyta; Magnoliopsida; Caryophyllales; Amaranthaceae
Product: calpain-type cysteine protease DEK1
Exons: 30
Coding region: 467-6946 (2159 amino acids)
Biological process (GO): proteolysis
Cellular component (GO): cytoplasm
Molecular function (GO): calcium-dependent cysteine-type endopeptidase activity
Source: RefSeq, a predicted model, not a curated record